AUGGCUCCAGCAGCCCCUGCUGAAACGAAGGAGAUGCCAGCAGAGGAGGAGGAGCUUGUACCGGGGGAGGAUCCUCAGACGGGCGAGAAGACCGGCUUGUUUGUGUUGAAGCCGGAGACCAUCACAGCAACAAAAGGCAAGGACGUCACGUUUGUUGCUAAAGUGGACUCCACGAAAUUAACAAGGAAGCCGACGAUGAAAUGGCUGAAGGGGAAGUGGCUCGACCUUGGCAGCAAAGCUGGAAAGCACCUGAAGUUUAAAGAGUCUUAUGACAGGAACACCAAGAUCUACACUUACGAAAUGAGCAUCAUCAAAAUCGUGGAUGGAGACGCAGGUGGCUACCGCUGCGAGGUCGGCGCCAAAGACAAGUGCGACAGUUGCUUCUUCGACAUCGCCGUGCAGGCUGCAGAAGAGGAGCAGCAGGACAACAUCUUGGAGUCGUUUAAGCGAUCUGGAAAUGCAGAUGAGGAUGCUGGUGAUCUUGACUUCAGUGCGUUGCUCAAGAAAAGAAAGGAGAAGAAAGAACAGGAUCCCAAAGAUGAAGUUGAUGUUUGGGAAAUCCUAAAGGACGCCAAGCCCUGUGACUACGAGAAGAUUGCCUUUCAGUACGGCAUCACAGACCUGAGGGGCAUGCUGAGCAGGCUGAAGAAAAUGAAGAAGGCGGUGGAGCCCAAGAAGAGUGACGCUUUCAUCCGGAAGCUGGAACCAGCCUACUCGGUGAACAAGGGCAAGAGGAUCCAGAUUAGUGUGGAGGUGGCUGACCCCAACGCUUCAGUCAAGUGGCUGAAAAAUGGACAGGAAAUCAAGCCAUCAGCCAAGUAUGUGUUUGAGAGCGUGGGCAACAAGCGGACACUCACCAUCAACAAGUGCAACCUUUCGGAUGACGCAAUGUACGAGUGCGUGGUUGGGGAGGAGAAGUGCUUCACGGAGGUUUUUGUCAAAGAGCCUCCAAUUACCAUCACCAAGCAUCUGGAUGAUGUCCAUGCUGUUGUGGAUGAGAAGGUGGAGUUUGAGGUGGAGGUGUCCGAGGAAGGAGCCAACGUCAAAUGGAUGAAAGAUGGAGUUGAGCUGAACAAAGAAACUGCAGGUUCAAGGUACAGGUUUAAGAAAGAUGGGAAGAGGCACAUUUUGAUCAUAAAUGAAGCUACGAAGGAGGAUAUUGGGACGUACUACGCCUUCACCAACGGUGACGAGUCGAAGGCAGAAAUGGAUGUUGAAGAUAAGGAGCUGCAGAUUCUGCAGAGCAUAAGUGACCUGACAGUGAAGGCCGCUGAACAGGCUGUGUUCAAGUGUGAAGUGUCUGAUGAGAAAGUGACGGGGAAAUGGUUCAAGGACGGGGUUGAAGUCCAGUCCAGUGAUCGCAUCAAAAUAUCGCACAUUGGAAGGAUCCACAAGCUAACGAUUGAUGACGUGAUUCCUUCGGACGCUGGAGAUUAUACUUUUGUCCCUGAUGGCUACGCUAUUUCUCUCUCAGCAAAACUCAACUUCCUGGAAAUCAAGAUUGAAUAUGUUCCCCUAGAAGAGCCUCCCAAGAUCCACCUGGACACCAGCGGCAUCGGCAACCAGAACCUCAUCACCGUGGUGGCUGGAAACAAACUUCGGCUUGACGUCGAGAUCACGGGAGAGCCGGCCCCCACAGUGUGCUGGAUGAAGGGAGACCAGGUGGUGGCUGCGAACGAGGGACGAGUCCGUGUCGAGACGGAGAAAACCACCAGCAGCUUUGUAAUGGAGGGGGCGGUAAUGGGCGACGAGGGCCCCUACUCCAUCACAGUGACUAACCCUUUUGGAGAGGACAAGGUUGAACUCUUCAUCAAGGUCGUGGAUCUGCCCAAUCCUCCUGAGAAUGUCAGAUGCUUAUCAGUUGGCGAGGACUGUGGCACGAUCACAUGGGACCCUCCUGCAUUUGAUGGCGGAGUUCCCAUUAAAGGGUACCUGUUGGAGAGGAAGAAGGUUGGCUCGCCCAGAUGGACCAAGCUCAACUUUGAUCCUUACGAGUCCACCACAUACGAAGCUAAGAAGAUGAUUGAAGGUGUUCAAUAUGAGAUGAGAGUGUUUACAGUCAACAGCAUCGGCGUCUCGCAGCCCAGUGAAAACUCACAGCCCUUCAUGCCCAUCGCCCCCACCAGCGAGCCCACUCGUCUCAUGGUGGAUGAUGUGACAGACACUACCUGUGCACUCAAGUGGCUUCCUCCAGACAGAAUCGGAGCGGGCGGCAUCGACGGUUACAUCAUUGAGUACUGCAAGGAAGGAAGUGACCAGUGGGUGCAAGCUAAUAAGACACCAGUGGAAAAGAACCAGUACAGGGUGAAGGAUCUCCCAAUGGGGGAGAAGAUGCUGUUCAGAGUAGUGGCGGUCAACAUUGCAGGCCGCAGCCCCCCUGCCCGUCUCGCCCAGGCUGUCACCAUCAAAGAGAUCUUGGAGUCUCCAAAGAUCCGCCUGCCACGCCAACUGAGAACCAAACUCAUAAGGGUUGUGGGUGAUAAGGUCAACUUGGUCAUCCCCUUCCAGGGUAAGCCUCGCCCUAUUGUGACCUGGUUCAAAGAAGGUGUUCUCCUGGAGGACAAGACGGUGGGAACUCGUACCAGUGAGGUGGACACCAUCCUCUUCAUCCGCACAGCAGAAAGAACCCACUCUGGAAAGUACACACUGUCUGUCCAGAUCGAGGACAUGGUGGACAGCGCUGACAUAUUCAUUCAGAUUGUAGACAAGCCCGGGCCUCCCACUGAUGUGCAUGUCUCAGACGUCUGGGGUUUCAACGCUGCGCUGGAGUGGAAGCCGCCCAAAGACGACGGCAACUCUGAGAUUAUCGGCUACACCAUUCAGAAGGCUGACAAGAAGACUAUGGAGUGGUUCAUGGUCUAUGAGCACAACCGUAGGCCCAGCUGCACUGUGUCUGACCUGGUCAUGGGGAACGAGUAUUUCUUUCGAGUGUACAGCGAAAACAUCUGCGGCCUCAGUGACACUCCUGGCGUGAGCAAGAACACCGCCAUCAUUACCAAAUCAGGUUUGAACUAUGAACCUCCACCCUUCAAAGAGAAGGAUACAACUGCAUCCCCAAAAUUCACAGCGCCCCUGGUGGACAGAUGUGUGGUUGCAGGUUACGCCACCGCCAUCAGCUGUGCCGUCCGCGGCUACCCCAAGCCAAAGAUCAUUUGGAUGAAGAACAACAUGAUCAUCGGUGAAGACCCCAAGUUCCUGAUGCAGAACAACCAGGGCGUACUGACUCUAAAGAUCCGCAGGCCAAGCCUGUUUGAUGGGGGCAGAUACACCUGCAGGGCCAUCAACGACCUUGGUGAAGACGAGGUGGACUGCAAGCUGGAGGUUCGAGCAUUCGUACAAGAGAAAGGAGAGGAGGCGAAGAAAUGA
Messenger RNA from Pleuronectes platessa (European plaice), 3366 nucleotides. It is a transcript of the gene mybpc2a, whose product is annotated as myosin binding protein Ca. The transcript is spliced from 29 exons. The record is from RefSeq and is a predicted model, not a curated record. Lineage: Eukaryota; Metazoa; Chordata; Actinopteri; Pleuronectiformes; Pleuronectidae. Gene Ontology annotation, molecular function: protein binding. Bases 1 to 3366 code for a protein of 1121 amino acids.